CUUCCUGUUGAUGCAAAAAUUGCAGCAGCAACUGUGUGACACAUCUGGACUGGAGAGGGGGGGAGGCCUGGCUGUAGUGUUAGCGGACUACUGAGGGGAAUGGACAGCGUUUAAGUGCUAACCUGCGAGACGGUGAGUUUGGUGGACCGCGGCUUUGGCAUGGACUGGUGAACCAUAGUGCGUGUGUAAUGUCGGAGCGUCCGAGCUAUUGCAGUGCUGUCGGCAAACUGGAGAAACAUAUCCAAGAAAUGGACGACGGCAGCUACAUCGAGUUUGAUGUGCCGGAGUUCAGCAACACUGUUCUAACCCAACUCAAUGAGUUGCGCCUGCAAGGAAAGUUGUGUGACAUUAUUGUUCACAUUCAGGGCCAGCCGUUUCGAGCACACAAGGCCGUGCUGGCGGCGAGUUCACCCUACUUUCGUGACCACUCGGCUCUCAGCACCAUGAGUGGCCUUUCCAUUUCGGUCAUCAAAAGCCCUGAGGUGUUUGAGCAGCUCCUUGCUUUCUGCUACACAGGUCACAUGUCCCUCCAGCUCAAGGAUAUUAUCAGUUUCCUCACUGCUGCCAGCUUUCUGCAGAUGCAGACUAUCAUUGACAAGUGCACCCAAAUUCUUGAGAGCAUCCAUUCCAAGAUCAGCCUCCCAGUCAGUGUCUGCAGUCCAGAGAAGGACAACAUGCAGAACAGCCGCAAUGGGGUCAACGACAGCAACCUCUUUAUAAACCCUACCCAGAUCUCCCCCCCUUACUACUCCCGGCAGAAUCAGGCAGGGCAUGAAGCGCGCUUGGAGCUGGCAGGAAAAGGCCGGGCGCGACAGCAGCAAGAGGAAGGCCAGUCGGACCGCGGCAGUAGCGACAGCGUGUCGGAACACGAUGCGCCUAUGGAAGGAGAAACAGAGCAAGUGGAACUGAUUGGCAAAGAUGGGCAAGUAACAGAUGUGCACGUGAAGGUAGAAAAGACCGACAGACCCACUUACUCAGAUAGUUCCUCGGCUGGUGAUGAUGGCUACCACACAGAGUUGGUGGAUGGAGAACAGGUACUGGCUGUUAGUGUGGGUUCUUACGGUCCCGUCAUCCAGGCUCCUACCUAUUCUUACUCAGGGCUGUCCUCCCCGUGCUUCGUCAACCUCAGCAACUCCAGUCCUUCUCGCUCCAUGCUCAGCGGCUUCAGAGGGGGACGAGCGAGGGCAAAACGACCACUGGCUAUCCCAGCAGGGGUCCUGAGCCACAUCAAACCGGGCUCAGACGAAGGCGAAUCAGCCGUGGGACCCACAGGGUUGGAAAACGACGUAAGAGAGCGCAGUCUGCGGAGCCAGUGGUACCCCUACAAUGAGAGACUGAUUUGCAUCUACUGUGGAAAAACCUUCAAUCAGAAAGGGAGCCUGGACCGCCACAUGCGCCUGCACAUGGGAAUCACCCCAUUCGUCUGUAAGUUCUGUGGCAAGAAGUACACGAGGAAAGAUCAGCUGGAGUACCACAUCCGUGGCCACACGGACAACAAGCCCUUCCACUGUCAGAUCUGUGGCAAAUGCUUCCCGUUUCAGGGCACCCUUAACCAGCACCUGAGGAAGAAGCACAUGGGAGCAUCGGAGAGCAGCAAUCACACGGACUCUCCAGAGAGGACGGAGGGAAGUUCGGGUCAGAAGGACCAAGAGGAUACGUCGGAGGGGAUGGCCUUUGAGGCACAAUAUGCAGAAGAGGCACCAGCCAAUGAUGUGGAGGAAAGUUCGAAAUGCAGUCCGGAGGAGGCGCAAGCAUCGAGAUGUGAUUUUUAGGUCCCGCUUCAGGUUAAGGAAGCUUUAAGAAAUUUAAAGGACUCUCUUCUUUUUUCAAUUAGCUCCCUCUACUAUUGCCUCAAGGGUUUUUGUCGGUUUUGUGAACGUUAGAUGCUAAAUGCAGAGAGAAAAUGGGUGCUUUAUAGAAAUUUGAUUCUUUCAAGCAAAGGGAGUAACAACUUACUAUUUUUGAGGCGGUCCCAAUAAUCAAGACCCCCUGUUUGAUUUAUCUUUAUAUCUUUCCAUGUUUUUUAAAACAUAUUUACAGAGUUAUAUAGGCAUGUUGCAAUAAUUGAUAAUGUGAAAGCUCUGGUAAGAUGCUUGUCAUAUCACCUUUUUACCUGACCUGUUUUUGCACAUGUGGCCACAGGAGGUCACUUACUCACAAGGAAUGAUUUUUCUGCCAGUGCAAAGCUUCGUGUGACAUAUCCGUUCAAUACCUCAUAAUACAACUACAUACUCAUAACAGACAGUAUUUUAACUUUAAUGAAACUCACCAGGUUCUACCUCAUAGCCAAGAACCUACCAGGCACAGAUGUGUUCACCGUUAGAAAUCCAUUUUUAGUUUGUUUGUACAGUAUCUUAUUGCCAAACUCUGUAAAGAAUAUUCUUUUAACACAAAGCCUUGAUACUUGGGGGAAAUAUUCCUUGCUGAUUGUAUGGUUUAGGGACAAAGUCCCUGUCAAAUGUUUCAUGGUCAGCCAGGUUAAAAUGAUGUUUAAGAAGGUGCUAUGUUAGGAGUGCAUUAAAUUUGCUAGCUUACUUGUGUGCUUUUGGCAAACGUGGGGAAAAGAGCAAGAGAUUCGCCCUGUUAUUUUUCAAGAUACGACUUUACUGUCUUGUAACAUUUGUUCUACAAAACACUUCAGGAUUCUGUCUCUCAUCACUACUGGAGAUCUCACUCUGUUUGCCUAGGCGUGGUUUUAGAUGCUGCCAUCCAUUUAAUGGCUGAAUUACGUCCACACAGUGAAGUCGUUUGUAUUCCUCUCUGAUGGCAGAUUUAUACAAAACUAUUCUAUGUGUACGUGUUUUGUCCUGAGGCUUCCAAUUUAAUACUGUGUACUCUACCAGUGACAGGAGUACUCAUUGUCAACUCAGCACAGCAGGAACAGCUAUGGAUCUGUUCACAUGAAUCACUAUAGUAUACUGGUUUGAAUAAUAUGCAAACAGAAUGAACAAAGGAAUCUCAGCCAUUGUGACAUGGUUUUUCUUCCACUAUAUUAAACAGCUAUCGAUUUUUAUUUUUUCCCAUUGUGUCCUGCCUUUUUAGGAUGGGACAUUUAAUCUGUGAUAGACUUUUUCUGCAUUUUUUUGGGGGAUCAAAUGCAGACUUGGAACACGUUUUCCUCAUUUGUCAGAGCUAAGCCGUUGUCAGAGAUGUGACAUAACUAGAUUAAGAGGUUGAUCCAAAGUAUUGAUGCACUUUGCAGAGUUAGUGCGUGGGCUGAGUUCUGGCCCAGUGACAAAGUGUGCUAAUUUCUGUCUUAAUUCUGAUGCAGCCGCAGCAGUGUCAGGGCGAAACUUGCUUCAUAGCAGCAAUUUUUCCUCUGAGUAAAAAAAAAAAUAAAUCUUAUGAACUUCGAUGAAACUCUGCAAUCACGUGAAUACUAUUGGUUACAAGUCCCUCAAAUGGCAGCGUCGCUUUUUAUCUAUACUCUUUGAACUAUGGGGAUCAGGGAUGGGGUGUUGUUAAAAUAUAGAGACAUUUAUUUCCAUUGGGAUUUAACAAUCCAUAUUCAGAGCAAAGGCACUUAGAAGGCCUGAUUGAUUAUGCUGUCAUGAUUAUUAUAUUUUAAGCUCCGCUGGGUGGCUCCUUUCGUGCUGUCCCGCGUUCUUAUUUGCCAUCCAGCUGCUUAAUGCCUUUGUUGAGGAGCACCCGCUCGAUGCUUUUAUUUUGUCCCAUCUGGUCCAUGAUGAAUAUGUGUCACUGAAUUGCGAAUGCAUUGAUUAUUUUACAGUUUGCAUUUAAUUUUCUACUUUGUGCGCUUGGUGGGAGAUAAUAGUGUGUUCUUUCGCUUACAGUAUGUCUAGUUUUAUGUCAAGAGUGCAGUCCCUUUAUUCCUCUGAAUGUUCAGUCAUCGUCUUUAGUCGUUGAAGAUAGCAAACCAAAAUUUGGGGAAUUUUCGCAAGAAUCGGUAUAGCUAGCUUUUGUUAUUUUUUAUGGUUUUGUUUUUUUGUGUUUGAAUUUAUCACACUUUUUGGUUGUCAUCACCCACAGUCUGUCAGCCUGUACAAUAGUUUUACAUGAAUGUUUGUGUCAGCUGAUCUAAAUUCACCAAAAUCAGUCGCUGACUCGUUUGAACCUGACUAUGAUUAUUCUUGCCCUUCUCUUAGAAGAAAAAAAGAAACAUGACAUGCAUACCAUCUCGGGACGUUGUUGGUAAAGUUUUGUGAAUAAUGGGUACAGACACAAACAAUUUUGUGCCAAGAGAUCACACCAAAGACUAAUAGGUGAUUUUUUUUUUAACAUUAAAUUUUGACUGUAUUGCAUAAUUGAAUGCUCAUUAAGAACAAGAACUUAAAUGGAGGGCUAGUACAUUGCUAAUUGCAAGGAAUGUAUGUUUCCCAGCUUACAACAAUCACUUGUGUAAAAUUUGAACAAUUUGCUAAGAAGACAUUAAGUAGUCGUAAAUAAAGUCGUAUAUUAAGCCAUAAAAAAGGUGACAAUAUAAAAAUUGUGCAAUAGGUAUUGUUAAAGCCAAUGUAAACAAAAGAGAAUACUUCACUAAAAGUGGCAUCUUAAACUUAGUGCCUUGCCACAAGCUUUAUAUUGUAGAUUCUGGCACUUAGAUUCCUGUGCCUCUUUCAUUUUAAAAUGAAUUAAAUAGAGAGGUUAUAAGACGAUAUGGCCACAUGAUUUAUUGUAAAGUAGUAUCAAGAAUAGAUUUAUGUCAUUCUUGUCCAUUUUAUAGUAUUCUCUAGUCCUGCCCCUAGCGUUCGCUCGUUAUCAUUUUUGUUUUUUGAUCCUGGGAUAGGCAACUGAUCUUAAGGUGUAACUGAUUUUGUAGCUAUUGAUUACAAUCAAAUGAGGCAGACUUGUUCCCUGCAAGCUAUCGCCCCACGUUCAGAGACUAAACUGUCCCGCCUCCUCUCUGUCCGCCACAACUGAGGACAAUCCAAGCAAUGUACUGUAGUGUAGGUAGUUCAGCAAAGGAAGGGGAUGCAUGAGAAACACAAAUUUAGUUCCUCUCUGUCCUCUCGGAGAAUCUGACAGGGAAACAGCUGCCUGGUUAUUUAGCAGAUUAUAACCUGAAUAUAUGUGCAGAAACAAAAGCUUACCCCUCAUGUACUGUAGCUGAAUUGCACGUUGCUACACCACAAAAUUGUACAAAAAAAAAUUUGCCAAUGGAUACAUUUUUGUGACUUGUUUUUGUGUCAUUGAUUGUGCACUUACAGGUUUUUGUUUUGUUCUUUUGUUAAAAGUUCCAUCCAGGAAGUCCAGUUUAUCUCUGUAGUUCCUGUAAGGGACUCGGCUAUAAUGGCCUCAAUCACUAGUCGGGACCCUUCCCCCCAUAAAUGGUGCUUAUAGGCUAGUCUUUUUUUUUUUUUAAAUCAAAUGAGUAAACAAGUCCAUGUAUUCAUUAUAGGUGAACGGAGGGGAAAUAUUUGCGAAUGCUUUUCAUGAACUAUAGUUACUUAUGUGAUACUAUACGACUACAGAACCAACUUGACAACACACUCAAACCGACUCUCUGUAACUCUUGGCUCCACCCCUCUGAGAGGAACAGGAGAUGCAUUUUGGGCCACAAGUAAUCAAAAGGAAGUGUUUACAAGGAAGGCUGUCAGACUACUUUUUGAAAUUGCAGCUCAUCCUAUUCCUUUUAUAAUAAACUCACUUCAGGUAGUUUACGAACACUGAUACAGGCUUAGAAAAAAAUCGUAAGUCUUCCAUAGCUUCUCUGUCAGUUUCUGUCCACUGUGUAUUAUUAGAAAGAAGAAAAAGCAAUAACAUUUUUAAAAGUGAAAAGUGGUGUAUUGGGAUCAUCAAAGCUUAUUGAAAUAUUGGCCUGUCGUAUAUCAAACAAAACUGAAUGUCAGGGAGCUCUUGAAUUGAAGUAGGACCAGGACAAUUUGAUAUUGAUUUAUUUUUUAUGUACUUUCUGAAACUUUGGACAAGUUGACUUCCUCUUAAAAAAAAAAAAAAGAUUUCUAAGUAAAAAAAUGAUUGGUGUUGCUUUCUGAUGUCGAUCAGAAUUCAGUGGUAGUCGGUAAACUGCAACGCAAGAACUGAGCGCAUGGUUCAGUUGUCAAACUCAGUGGCACUGUUCAGAGUUGCACCUCCAGCUGAGUCAAAUAUCGAAAGGGAUUUUGGGCUGUAUAGCCGUUUGGGAGCGGGCUAUCUGUUGACAUGUUGAGGUUCGCUGAUCUCCUUUGGCUCCUCGGGCUCAGAGACAGUAGUUUUAGUUGUUAAGGCUCAGAGGGGAAGUUUUCAGUCUAGCUAUUGUUCCUUUUCCUUUUUUUUUUUUCUAACUCCCUGAACUGCACUAUGAUGUCUCUGGCUCAUAUGUAUUUGAUGGCAAGGCAAAAAAGAACAAAAAAAAAAAAACUUACAACUCAGGGUUAAAAGUGGUCUCAUUGGACAUGCAUCUUAUGUCCAUAUUAGAAUUGUGCACUUCUCUUCAGGUGGGGAAACAAGUCCUCAGUCAGUGGUUCCCAAACAUUCUGCCUCAAGGUCUCAAUGAGCCCAUAUUUUCCACGGAGCUGAAAGCCUCAGGUGCACUGGAGAUCACAAACCGAACCAUGAUAGCAGAAAUGCCCCAACUCCUGUUUUUGUCCACUCUACACACAACCUCACAACCCAACUGUGAACCUCAGAACUCUACUGUUUUGUACAACUAUGAAGUAAAUGAAGCUAGCUAGAGCUGAUGUUGUAUCUAUUGCCAUUUAUGAAUUUAUUUUAUAGCAUGAAAUAAAAUAUAUUUAUUCAAAUUAUAUAUUUUACUCAUAAUCAUUCUGUGCUGCUUCAUUUUGGUUCUUAAGCUUGUAAAUUGCUUUUUUUAUUAUAUUAAAAAAAAAAUGUCAAUAGAAUAAUGCGUUUGUAAAAUAAAGACGCUCAUUUGGCUCCGA
Molecule: messenger RNA, 6839 nt
Organism: Mugil cephalus (flathead mullet)
Lineage: Eukaryota; Metazoa; Chordata; Actinopteri; Mugiliformes; Mugilidae
Gene: zbtb34
Product: zinc finger and BTB domain containing 34
Exons: 2
Coding region: 189-1772 (527 amino acids)
Biological process (GO): regulation of transcription by RNA polymerase II
Molecular function (GO): DNA-binding transcription factor activity, RNA polymerase II-specific; protein binding; RNA polymerase II cis-regulatory region sequence-specific DNA binding
Source: RefSeq, a predicted model, not a curated record